AUGGCGGAUGCGCCCUGGGACGAUGCCGAGGAUUCCGACUCCGACAGUUCGGGUCCAGCCUUUGACUCAGAGGAUGAGGCUCUGAUCGUUGCGAGUGGCCAGUGGACAACAGAUGCGGCACUGGCUUACAACAUCCUUCAGAGCUUGGCCAUCACGGUGAAUGUGCAGUUCAACUGCAGCUCCCAGAACUCUAUUCCCAGCGGAUAUAUUGAGAUCGGAAGUGUCCGUAUUUGGUCACACAACCCUGUCGUCCUACAACGUUUGGGAGAUCGAGCGAAAGAGCUGCAGAACGUCUGUGGUGAGAGCCAUAACUUGCAAGUGCUGCUGGCCAAGUACCCCACUUUGAGCGCUGCUGUGGAUGUUCCAGAUCCACCAUCUCCUGAAUGGAAACAGGUGCUGGCAUAUGUUGUGACCACCCGUCACACCCAUCGUUUGGCUGCAACCCGGGAAGUACUCAGCAAUCUCGGUGUCACUGCAGUCACUGCAGUCACUGCAGUGAAGGAGAUGCCAUUACGUCAAGUAGACUUUGGUCCACGGAGCACGCCGCGUACGCCCAUGGUUUUCGUCAUCUUUUUGGAUCCCGGCGCAGAGAAGCUGCACGAGGAUCCCAACUCGGACUGGCGGAAGACGAUGGACAGACUUGACUUCAAGCAGGUCUCUCAAGUUCAGAACCGCAUGAGCAUGUGGGCCUGCAAAGCUGGCGACACAGCCCCGAGCAUCCUGGAAUUCAGUGCGCGCCUAGAGCAUCGAACCCUUGAGGACUUCCUGGCGCUGCGAGAUUGUGCGACUUGUGAGCCCUGCCCUUCACCGACAGGAAAAGCUGGAGGACGACCGGAGGUCCUCCUGUUGGGAGGCGACGGCGACGAAUCAUUUGAGAGUAUCUGGUUCUAUGAAAGCUUCUUCAAACACAAAGCCCCCGUGAGAAUGAGAACCUGCUUCAACUCUCAAUCUUUGAGUCGAAAAGUGGUGGAGGAAGAGGUCAAGGCCUCUAUGCGGCGAUUGUUUACGGAUGAGGGCACCUGCUCGUUGACACUGGUUCUUGUAGGGCAAGGAGAUGAGGAUGGCGGUUGGCUCCUGCAGGAUAAGGUCUUUCAAAUGCGUGACUUGUGCAAUCUUUGGCAGCAGGUGGGAGAUCAAUCAGGAAAGCCAACAGACAAACCCGUGCUCAUCCUCGUUGACACGUGUUAUGCAUUGAAAUUUCUCGAUGAAGGCCUCAGCAGCCUCAGCUCCUUGCCCAAGACCUGGAUUCUUCAGCUCAGCUGCUCAGCCACCGAGACUAUCACUAGCUGUGACUUUGCAGCGUCUUUUGUGCGAAGCCAAAGCCCGUCCAUAAGAUUUGCGGGUGACGUGGAGCUUUUGCAAACGCUUCCUGUUCAGCCAUCCUUCUACAAUCGCGCUGACGGAAACAGAGUCCAACUCGCAAACGACUUCUUCGUCGAGUUGAUGGGUGUACAGCUGCCACUGAUGGAGAGAGAGUCGGGUGCACUUUUGGAUGAUGAGAGCGACUGCAGCAGUGUGAGCACGGCCGACACUCGAAGGUUGUGUCAUGAGGCUGAAAAAAGGCAGCCCAGAAGCUACCUGCAAGAACUUGCUCUCGUGCAUCAUCAGAGGGACAAACCAACUCUGGAGCACUUUGUGACCGAUAUCCUAUUGAAGAAUGUUCCAGGCGGAGCGCAGCAGCUCAUUCAGCAUCCAAAGCUCGAAGAAUUUCUCGAGACUUUAGAGACAUUGAUGCGGCCAGUUUCUACGAGAGGUCCGACGAACAACGGCGAUGCCAAUGAGAUCAUUACAGAAGUGUGUGAUUGGUGGCGUCAGCGGUCUCACCUCACGAUGGACGAUGUUCUCAGCGAAUUCCUGGCGGACUUUGCCAAGAAGAUUCCGGUCACAGACGUGGAACUGUCAAGUUGA
Molecule: messenger RNA, 1908 nt
Organism: Cladocopium goreaui
Lineage: Eukaryota; Dinophyceae; Suessiales; Symbiodiniaceae
Source: the annotation of a GenBank genome assembly